This is a messenger RNA of Contarinia nasturtii (swede midge), 2813 nucleotides long. RefSeq lists its product as uncharacterized. NCBI's taxonomy places the organism in Eukaryota, Metazoa, Arthropoda, Insecta, Diptera, Cecidomyiidae. The annotation marks the transcript as partial. The transcript is spliced from 4 exons. The record is from RefSeq and is a predicted model, not a curated record.
CCACUUCAAUUUGCUUUUUGGGCUCAUUACUGUUCUUGUUCGAGGUGCAAAAGGCGUACGAGCAUAGGCAUUGAGAAUAAUGAUUUCGCAUUCUUUGGUGGAAGUGGGGAAAAAAAGAUCCAACUCUGCUUUAACCAAGUGCUAUGGCAUAACAAUCAGCCACCGAAACCGAAAAAGUCGACGUACAAACCACGAGGAAAAAAGCCACGAGGACAACGAGCAGAGCUGCCACGUAUCGACCCUGAUUUCAAAGCAAUUGUCGACGGUCUUGACGACUAUCAUCGUAUCGAUUGGCCCAACAACAAUGAUUUCAGCAAUGGCCCAAAGGAUUUGACCAAUCAAUACACAGACAACGUCGUCACCAACUCAACAACGCAUCCUGACAAACACAUCACCCAGUACUUGAGACUAAAAGUGUUCAAAUUGAACACAGAUGGAGAAGAGUAUGCAGCGAAAUUUUUGCAAAGUGACAUCGAAAGUGUUGUGAAACUGAUAAUCAAACAAAAAGUCAUCAAAGUGCCAAUUCACGAUCCAAACAAACUCGAACGGUGUGGCAUGUUGUAUGACAUGGUGAACGACUUGAAUGUGUUUCCAGAAAUCGAUCUGCAUGACCUCACGACUGACAAAAAACAUUGGUUUAAGGCCAUGCCAAUGUUCCUAUCUAUGCAACGCGAGAUAGAAGAGUACAACUUGGAGUGGCCACAUCAGCACCGAUCCAAACGAAAGAAAAGAAAGCGCAAAAAGUCAAAGCGUCGCCCCAAGCGCAAACAAAUGCUCGACGAUCCAAACUUUCGGCCAUUCAUCCGGAAUUUGGUUGUGGUGCCGAUGUGUGUUUUCGCCGAAAGCACUACAAAAUCGAUUGUUCAAGCAUGCACCAAGUGUUGUCUUCGCAAAAAUUGCUACCGAAAGUGGAAGUUGAAAACAAAAACGGAACAACAAGCAUGGUAAUUCUUCCACAAAAGGAUUUCAACGAUGCGCGUGAUCAUUGGUGAAAUUAGUAUUUCUACAUGCGGAAAAUUCGGCGAUUCGUGCGUGGAAAAAAGAAGUUUGAUUUUCCCAUAAACACCGAUGGAAUCGCUGUGUCUCUGCAAUACUCGGCCAAAAAGAAGACGAAUAACACAGAAUACGACCGUUCUCGCAUCGUUGAAAUGAUUUUGGAUGGCAAAUUCGAAAAUUUUGCAGGCGUUGAUACAGUCUUGAAAAGUUGGAACACCACAGUGACACACAACAUUAUAACUGGCACCGAAACCAACUUCGUAAUGUCGAGUAAGCAGUUUCACUGGCAAACAGGCCAAAACGUGCGAAAUGCCAAAGCAAAGCGUUGGACCAAAGAUUUCGUUCAAGAGGAGUGCCGAGACAGAGAAAACCAGUGAUGCCAUCGCCAAAAUGGUCACAGUGGCUGAAUUACAUAAAGCAACGAGUCAAGAUGAUGAAGCAUGGAAUCUGCGCUUACUCGACUGCCAAGUACACUUGACUCGCCUUGGACAAACACAUCAAAAGCAGUAGUGUUGUCGACAAUUUGGUGGAAAAGGUUACCGAUAAGCAAUCGACAUUGUUUCUUUUUGGUGCUGAUGGCGAAGUACCACCUGACAGCCGAAUAAAUAUCAAAAAGCACGUGCGGUGUCCAGGGGUUCGUUUGACUUUGAGGUCAAUAAAGAAACGUCGAGAUUGUGCCAUAGAGCUGGUGGACGAAUGGGGAUCAUCUCAAACAGACGCAAAAUGUAUGAAGCGAUUCCAAAACCAGCCCAAAUCGGCCAGAUUCAAGAGAUGCCGGUGAAUACCCGACGCCAGAACAUUGCUGGCAAUAAAAAUUGUGUCAAAGUUGGGCAAGACGGAUUUAUCGGUAUUCCGACAGUUGCAACGCGCCAUGAACGAAGCAUCGGAAGAAGACGAUCCUUUACUGUCAAAAGUAAAAAGUUACUAUAAAAACUGGCAAUUAAACCUCGAAUGCACUGUGACUUGGCAUCGUGACGUCGUGGCUGCUAAGAACAUUCUGCUGAAAGGACUAUGGACAUUGCUAGGACUUCCGAUACCGGAUGCGAUCAAUAGAUAUAAAGUUCGCGAUGCUGUCGCUGAGGCCGCCGAAGUAGCCGCUGAUGUCGCUGAAGCAGCUGCUGCUGCUGCCGCCAACGUAGAUAAUGAUGUAGAAAUGUUCGAGUACGACCAGCAGCCAGCUGAUCAUGCUGUCUAAUCAGCACAACGCAAACAAAAAAAAAACAAUUGUAACAUUAGUUAUUAAGGCUAUCCCGACCAUGUGGGAUAGUAGCGUAGCAAAAGUUUGACACCCCAUUUGGUUGUUGUUGACUGCGCAGGAGUACAAAUGGGGCAUUUGUAUAAUUGAAACGAUAAGUGGCAUUGCUUUGUUCUUCUCAUUGACAUUUACAAUUUCUUCUCAUUGAAAACUUGGAAAAAAUGUCAUAAAAUCGAAAACGUCGACAAAUUGCUACCAAAAAUGUUUGCCUCUGUGCGAGAUGAUGAAAUUUGAUGAAGGAAUUUUUUCGUUCCUCAAACCUGUUUAUUCGCGUACGAGCCAUGAUUCUGUUAAUGUUCCAAGAUGAUGAAAAGGAAAAAGUGCGAGUUUUGUACAAAAAUUUAGAGAAAUCAUUCAUUAGAUUUUUGAAACCACAUUGAGUUGCUUGAUAAUUGAAAACUUUGUUCGUAAUCUCAAAAAAUACUUGAUUUAAAUUUUCUUAAUCGUAGAGCAAUGAGGACUUAAGCUGAUGCAGUUGUUUCAUGUCAAUAUGCCUCCUUAUGCAAAAGAAAUCCAAAAUAAAAUGUCGUACAUCCGUAAGAUGAACUUUUCAGCACUGUGA